CAAGAUUUUCAAAGUCAGUCCUGGCUGCAUAUCAAGCCCUGAUCUACUGUGGACAGCUGUUUCAUCCCCCUGUCCUUACCCCGCUCACCCUUUGAUACGGACAUGUGCACACAUGUGUUAGUUCAACUGUGAUCCAAUAUAGAUACCUCUCCCAGCAUCAACGCGCGUGCGUUCCACUUCCUCGUCUCUGUAUCCAAAUAGUCUCCCUUAAAACAGAGGGCCUCAGUGCGUCCUUACUUUCGGACAUUGAUUUCCUCGACCUUAGGGCUGACACCAGCUCAGUUAUUUAACCUUAGGGCUACCACCAGCUCUGUGUUUCGCGUUCAUGACUUUCGACAUCAAAAUCGACAGCAGGACUAGAGUUAAAAAUUCCUUCAUAGAUAGUGUAGUAUUAUUCUGUUGGGAUUACAUGCGCAAGAACUCCCUUUGAAUGUUAAACCUGUGUAAUGGAAGUGAUAGAGUUAAUUGUAUGCUAGUGAAAUAGUCGUGAUACACAUAUUAGCGUGUGCUAAAUUCAAAAGUUGGAUAAUGUGUUAAGAUGUUUGGAAUAUAUUGCAUUCACAUUCUUGCUAGAUGUGUAGCAGCAGGAAAGAAGUUCAACCACAGUUGAUGCUAUUGAUCGUAACAUUACAUCUUCUUGCUCUUUUUUUUCCAGCUGGUUUUCAUUGCUAUAUAAUGAUCUGUUCUUAUUGGACGUAGUAUUCUAAGUCCACCCGUCAUUUAAGUCUCAAGACACGCCAGCAUAAUCAAAUGUGUUUUAGGACGAAUAAUUAACACUGACAUCUUAUGCUGGUACGCUCGCGUUCUCUCCGACUGUCACUAGAUCACAUGGCUUGACUCAAUGAUCUGUCAGUGGCUGACAAAGUUAUGGCCCACAACGACAAGACGACAACGAACUACCCACCAAAGAAAGAAACCCGCCAAACGCACAAAGACAGUGUUACAAUUUUUCACCAGAUCCCUCAUCAGCAGACCGAGUUCUUUGAGAGGCGUUAUCGCUUUCAGAAGAGCUUUUCGUUCGCGCUUCCAUAUCGGAAGUCGAUUUUCUUGCAGGAGAAGCAAAGAAAACCUCGCCGUCACUCCAGCCUUACAGUUUGGCGAUUGGCAGACGAUGGAAAGGCAGAGGUCGCACAAGAGGUCGUCCUUUCGCAUGCGAAUAAGUCGGCGCAUGCGUGCAGAGUUCACGCCUGUUCCUCAACACGAGAGUGACUCCGACCCCGGACGUGACGUCAGGGAAACGGAAGCGGCUCUGAAAAAGAAAGAUGGCGGCGAGACCCGGAAAGAAGGUCAUAAGCAGAAAGAAGAUCACGGCGCGAAGAGAGACUCUGGGCAGGACAACAAACUGACCGUUGGUCAGUCACAUUCUCAUCACGAGAAAGAAUGCCGCUACGAUAAUUUCACGGAUUUGAACGUGGAGCUCCAGGAGGACAUCAUUGGCUUCAACUUUCGAAGGAAAAGGCGGAGCUUUGGCAGCGAGAGUGAGAAAAGGAGAGGCGAGAGGUUUCAGAGGCGGGAAAUUGAGAAGAGGAUUACCCUAGACGAGAGCGAUGGUGCAGAGGCGGAAUCCAGCAGUCUCGACUCUCAUGUAUGUGAUGUUAGCUGUCCACUCAUCCCUUACGGAGAGUGUCCAAAGUCUUCCAAGGCCAAGAGAAAACCUAAGGCUCCUCGGCGGUCAAGUUUCACGUCCUCUUCGUCCAGGGAGUCGGCCUUGAACCUCGCUGUAGGUCAAAGCCGUCGUCUGAAAUCAUUGGCCUCCCUGAGCAUUGAUGACCUGCCCGGAGUGUCCAGCGGCGAACAUGGAAAUGCCACCAGGAGUCCAGGCCUACAUAGCACUGCCUCCAUGUGGAGUACCAGCGAUCUCCGAUAUCCCGCGCCUGCGCAGAAACAAGAACCAGACACCAUAUCACACAUCGGCACCAACAGUUUGUCAAACGUCAGCGGGAGUCUUGGCGAUAGGAUGCACGAACUGGUCCGAGCUUUCUCUGGCCGGACCCAGAGGGCCAAAGAGAAAAUAUCCCAGCCCCCUACUCCUUCCUCUGACUCGGACUACGACGCUAAAUCAGCUAUAUCCGGCACUGAUGAGCCUCAAGCUCCAAGAAACAUUCGACUGGGCUCCUUCCUGCCUAUGGGCUCUAGAACCAGCGACGCCUUCUCAGACGACAACCACGACCAUUUUGUAGGAGUCUGGCACUGCAGGUUUAAAACUCCGAAAUUUCUCAAGCGAAUGAGGUUCCCAUCCACCUUCGAGCCACAUAGUAAAACUUAUGUCACCUGGCUUUUUCUUGUGGCCUUGGCAUUCAUGUACAAUGCCGUGGUCAUCCCAUUACGAGGAGUCUUCCCAUAUCAGACGGACGACAAUGUUCGAUACUGGAUGAUAGUCGAUUACAUCUGUGAUUUGAUCUACAUAGUAGACAUCCUGGUCUUCAAAGUUCGAGUACGAUUCGCUAACAAUGGUAUCGUGGAGACUGAUUGGUAUGCCACCAAGAGACACUAUACCAAAAAGUGGAUGUUUAAGUUUGACCUGCUGUCCCUCCUACCUCUUGACUUCUUCUACCUCAUUGACAGUGUUGGUAUCAAUCCUUGGCUUCGACUGCCCAGAGUCUUGAAGAUCCAAACAUACUGGGAGUUUUACGAGCGCUGUGAUCAGGCAUCUCGGUCCUCUGCUCAUGCCAUCAGAAUCAUCAAGACGAUGUGUUACAUGUUGUUCCUGAUCCACAUUGAAACGUGUGGCUACUACGCCAUGUCCAUACAUGAAGGCAUUGGAAUUAACGCCUGGGUUUACGAUGGACGCGGUAUAGCGUACAUCCGGUGUUUUUAUCUGGCAGUCAAAACGGCCACUUCCAUUGGAAACAAUCCAGACCCAACCAAUGAGAAGGAGUAUAUUUUCAUGACUUUCUAUUGGUUGUCGGGUGUGUUUGUCUUCGCCCUGCUCAUUGGUCAGAUCCGAGACAUCGUGGAGGCUGCCGGAAUGGUCAAAGACAACUACAGGAAGAAAAUGGACGCCUGCCACUGGUACAUGCAGUCUAUUAACUUACCCAAAGAAAUGAAAGACAGGGUCAGGCAAUGGUUUCUGUAUAACUGGAAUCAACAAAAGACUAUUGACGAGAGAUCUCUAGUGGUCUCGCUACCUAAAAAGCUCCAAACAGAUCUGGCCAUUAACGUGCACUUCAACACACUGAGCAAGGUCCAGUUAUUUCAGGACUGCGAGAGAAACCUCCUGUAUGACCUGGUCUUGAAGCUAAAACCUAUUCUCUACCUACCUGGGGAUUACAUCUGCCAAAAGGGUGAGGUUGGUAAAGAAAUGUAUAUAGUGACCCAAGGUCAAGUGGAGGUAGUGGGCGGAGAGAACAACACCACGGUCCUGGCCACUCUGCACGAAGGAAGUGUAUUUGGAGAAAUAAGUCUCCUGGCGAUGUCAGGUCGAGGCAAUCGCCGAACAGCAGACGUGAGAAGUAAAGGUUAUACCAACGUCUUCACGCUGUCCAAACAUGACUUUGAGAUGGCCAUGACGGAGUACCCGGACGCACAGGCAGUACUCAAAAAGCGAGCAAAAAAACUUUUGAAAGCCAACGCCAAGAUGGAGAAGAAACACAAAAAGGUGGAAGCUGAAGAAAUCAUCAAAUCCUCACCAGAAACACCAAAACUUCUGCAGACUGUGAUUCAAAUCAUGGACCCAGACUCCAAUGUUGUGAAACAACUGACUCCAAGCGUGCGAAGAAGUCAGAGGAGUUUCAAAAGACCUCAUUCUAGAUCUCAUAGUUACAGGCUGAGCCCUACUACGGCCAACGUUCACCACCUGACCCCGCCAAGGUCACACAGUUACAGGAUGGCCAACAAAACAAGCUGUGAGAUCUUGACCCCGGUUCUGGGCCAUGACAGGGUCAUCGUCAGCCCGGACAAAGAUGGUUACGACACGGACGAAGAGAAUGACGAGCCCAUGGUGGCGGACAGCUCGGAUGACGUGUCGCUGUCAGAAGUGCUGCAUGAUGCUGGAGUCAGCAGCAGCUUUGAGGAUGAUGAGGAGGAUGAUGACGACAUGCUCAUGAAUGACAACUACAAGAAGAACAGGAACAGGCCGAAUUCCUCCACGGACAUUUGGGACGGAGAGAAAGACAAAAGACAAGAAAAGGAGAAAGAAGGAAAAAGAGAAGUGGUCAGUCCAGGGAUCAACAAGCAGCAGAUGGAACCAUCCAACCGUGAAAAUGUUAAUGAGUCUGAUCACGUGACGUUUGUAAGAAAUCUGCCAGAAAGAUCCUGGUUGGACCAAGAGAUUCAAACUGGUGGUCAUGUUGACACAUGUCAAGAAAGUCUGGUCGAGCAGACGAUUAUUGACAACAACGGAAACGAGACGCCGAGCUCUACGCUAAAAGGUCCGAACGGACAUAUUACUCCAUUGAGGUGCAACAUGCUGCAGCCCGAUGACUCCAUGGAAGAUUAUAUUGAGAAGCAGAAGUGGCCAGGAAAUAACGGCAAAAACCUGCAUGAAAAUGGCCACCAACUCAAUGUUUCCUCUAGGAUGGAAAAAUUGGCGCCGCCCCCUCUGGUGAUGCCGUCCUGCUCGGUCUCUACAGAAAACCCAGACAACGGCAGCAGCAGACACAGAAAACUUUCAGUAGUCACCCCUCCCGUGUCGCCUGCUUCGCCUCGAGAUAAGCCAGCCAAUCAAAACUGGGCAUCAAACUACAGUCCGAGAUCUCCUGCUUCUCCGUUGGAAAAGGUGAACUCUCACUGGGCAUACAAUCCACAGUCGCCUGCUUCCCCAAGAGACUUAUCGGGUAGUGCUUCCUGGAAUAAAACCUACAAUCUUCAUUCCCCUGUCUCACCCAAUGAUAAGUCCAAGGCCCAUUGGUCAACGCAAGGUCAAAUCAUAAAUAAAAGAGACACCACCAGCCCUAGCUCGUUCUCGGGCUCUGGACAUGAGACUAUUCCCAUUAUGCCACUUCCUCCCGUGGAAACUGUCAUUGUGAAAAACAACAGGCUUCCAGAAAACCCUCACCAUAUCGGGGUUAAAGGAUCGGUUCUGACCAACGGACUUGAAGGGUGUUGUGGUUCUGGACCCUUGGUAGACAUUCCUCCAGAGAAUAGGAUCACUUGCUCUGUUGAGAUUCAUAGACAGAAAAGUAUCACCAGUAGUAGCACGGAUAUACAUGGACAUACAGAGACAAUGUUAUAGACACAUACAGUAGAGACUUAAACAGAACCAUGUGGACAUACAGAGACUAUGUUAUAGACACAUACACAGACUAUGUUAUAGACACAUACACAGACUUUGUUAUAGACACAUACAGUAGAAACUUAAACAGAAACACUUGGACAUACAGAGACUAUGUUACUGACACAAACGGAAAUAUAAGUACUUGGACUAUGUUAUAUACAGUAGACAGGAUCAGUUAAAAGAGAGUUUUGUUUUGAUAAGACUGAUAAGAGAUUUUAAACAUAAAAAUCCCUGCGAUAGGUCAUGACAAAUCAACUAUUCUUUCUAUCCUUAGGAGGUAUUUUGUGGGUACUAGAUUUGCGUUUGCCUAUCUCUUAGUGACAAUUGUUGGCAUAUUUCGGACACAUUUCUUAAUACUAAAAGAAAGUUCUCACAUUUUAGAAACAAGGAAAAUAUAAAGCAAUACUUUUUUUAAAAAGUGUAUAUUGAGUAAUUGUAUCAAUUAGUUUGGAUCCGUCAUGAGUUCAAAUUUGUAAUAGAUCAAGUUUUCUAGACUAACAAUAAUAAAUCUGUGCGAUUAGAAAUAUUUUUACCAAUAGUUUUUGUUUAGUCAUUUCAUGCAUUUGACGUUCUCACUACCCUAUAUAAUCCUAACGCUUGUCUGGACCAGUUGGAAAGGAGGUGGGUGGAGAAUAUAUAGGAUAUCUGGUCAUGAUCGCUUGUAAAUGCAUAUUCAUGCCUCCCCUCUCUAACACUGUGUCAGGGCAGUGCUCAUGGAAAUAGGUUUUGUAGUUAUCUAUUGUUAGUUUCAACGCUUUCAUCCCCUUCCCCCUUGGUGUCGCCCAACAACCCCAGACAUACGCUUGAAAUUAGUAGACCCUAAUGCCACUAAGCAAAGCCGUUCAUCUAACGACCUUCAAAUCCUAGCUCUGGAGACCAUUAAUACCUUCAAGCCCAGUGCUAUUUUUGCAUACACUGAUGGAACGGCAUCAAUAGAUUCUGGAAGAGCAGGCUAUGGAGCCUACAUCGACUUUCUUGGCUCUUACACAGUCAAAAUCUUUGGACCAUGUGGUAGUGUUUGCAGUUUUGAUGCGGAGACCAUGGCAGUCUGUGAAGCCUUAAAAGUCAUUGACUCUCAACUCGGUGAGGGACAUUUGAGGGCAACACAGAUUGUUGUGGUCACUGACUCAAAAUCUGUGCUACAUGCUUUGCAAAGCCCCGGACCAUGGCCCCCCAAUAUCAACACUGUCAUCAUGGCUUCACAUAACAUCAAACAACGCUAUGGCACCCCUGUAAUAUUGCAGUGGGUACCGAGUCACAUAGGUGUGACUGGCAACACAAUCGCAGACUCUUUGGCCCACCAGGGAGGGCAAAUUCCACCCACUGAUCAGGCUGUAAGCUUUCAUCAAGCCCUGGCUAUAAUACAAAAAACAGAAAUGGAAAAGUGGUUUGAGUGCUGGGACAAGUCCCAAAAAGCCCGUGGAGUCUGGGAGCGCAUGAUGCGCCCUGACCGCACUUCCCCGUGGUGGAGGCUGUCCAGGCCUGAGCAAGCUAUUAUAGCACAGUGCAGGACAGGCCACUGUCCUGUUGGCUCAUAUUUCUCGUGGCUAUGGCCAAAUUUCGAUUCACGGUGCCCUCGCUGCGGGGAAGAAGAGGAAACCGUGCCUCAUAUUCUGUUUGACUGCCCCAGACUUGCUGAUCUCCGUCUCGACAGGUCUGGGAAACCCAAAAUUCUCGACCUGUAUGGCGACAUUCAUGCACUACGCAAGACAGCAGGGUUUCUGUCCAGGGCUUUUGCAAGAGAGGAUUUGAGCCUCUCAAGCCCUCACUCUAAUGGAGUUUGAUGAUGAUGAUGAUGAUUGUUAGUUUCAAACUCUAAGCGGCCACCAAUUUCUUUCUACAUAGUUUAAAGGGGACUAAUUCAACUUGUACCACCACAUCAAUCAAGUACAAUUUCUUUCUCUUGUUCGAUACGAAAAAAAAUAAUUAAUUGCUAAUAUUUAUUAACUAAUUGUUUAAUUUUCAGGAAAAAGAAAUGAUUGGGGAAAAUUUUAGCUUUAUUCCAGAUUGGGUGUGGAAGAAACAAAUGUGUACAAACUUUUUACCAGACAGACACUCUGUGUUUUGAUAUAAGCUUUGUAAAAAUAAGAAUAUUUUGUUAUUGUUUUGUUAUGUUUUUUGUUAUUGUGAGAAUGUAAUUCGACUAUUUCACAUUAUUAUGAAGAGGAAAAAAAAAUGACAUGUAUAUAUUACUACAUAUUACACACCCUGGGGGCAGGGUCUGCCUUAUGAAAAAAGAAUUUGGUGGCGAAAAAAAAACUAAAAUUACACAAUUUAUUGAAACCCUAGUGUCCUCCAACAAUAAUAUUGAGGACAAGUUUGUCUAUUUCUUCUCUAAAAGAUUGUUGGGAGUUCUGUGCAAAACCCUGCACCAAUAGGAGGCCCAAGGUGGCUGCCUACAUUUCCUAUGCCUAAGGCCAACACUGAAAGUGGAAAAGUUACAUUCUCACAAUAACAAAAAGCUUAACAUUCAUCUUAUUUUUACAAAGCUUAUAUCAAAACUCGGAGUGUCUGUCUGGUAAAAAGUCAAGAAAAAGAUAAUGGGUUUUAUAAAAUCAAAUUUAGCAAACCUUGACAGACCAAUGUAAAAAUGACAACUGGAAUAUCACUGAUUGCUUAUAUUAUCAGACAAGCUGUUACACGUUUACCCACAUUUUCAGUAGUACUGAAGUUUUCAUUCAAUAUGUUGCAAACUCUCCAGAGAUAUUAGUUAAUAGUGUAACUAUUACUCAAGACUCAUGUGUAUAAGAUAUUCUGGUAUGAUGUUCUCCAAGUAAGAUUUUACUAAGGCCUAUAUAUUAACAGAAUUGUUUACAGGUUAGUCUAUUAAAAAAAAAAAAAAGGAUAUUCCAUGUUAAGAGUGAUUAUCAGUUCAAGUAAUUUUUUUAAACAAUGAAACUUGAAAAGAAAAAUGUUUGUAAAAUUAUUUUAACUUGUUACAUAUUAAAGUUUCCUAGCUUUCUCUCCAUGAUCUACUAGAAUGCUCAACUGACAGUCACGCAACAAAUUGUGUCAAUGGCCUGCUUUCAGAUGUGUCAGAGAAUAUAAGUACAAGAUUUCAAUGGCCUGCUUUCAGAUGCAAAAAAUGUGUAUCCUUAUUGUUUAGAAGAUGUUAAAACAAGUUCAAUAUGCAGUUGGAGGAUUCAUUAAACUAUCAACCAAGUAAAACAAACAACAAACACA
Biomphalaria glabrata is the source of this 8398-nucleotide messenger RNA. Its product is annotated as cyclic nucleotide-gated cation channel beta-1-like. The transcript has 19 exons. The record is from RefSeq and is a predicted model, not a curated record. The coding region runs from base 842 to 5173 and encodes 1443 amino acids. Gene Ontology annotation, molecular function: intracellularly cAMP-activated cation channel activity; cGMP binding; intracellularly cGMP-activated cation channel activity. Gene Ontology annotation, biological process: monoatomic cation transmembrane transport. Lineage: Eukaryota; Metazoa; Mollusca; Gastropoda; Planorbidae. Gene Ontology annotation, cellular component: plasma membrane; intracellular cyclic nucleotide activated cation channel complex.